Messenger RNA from Cucumis sativus (cucumber), 2191 nucleotides. RefSeq lists its product as uncharacterized. NCBI's taxonomy places the organism in Eukaryota, Viridiplantae, Streptophyta, Magnoliopsida, Cucurbitales, Cucurbitaceae. The transcript has 4 exons. The record is from RefSeq and is a predicted model, not a curated record. The coding region runs from base 1125 to 1742 and encodes 205 amino acids.
UCUUUUUUUUUUCCCUUCCCUUUCUUCUAUUCUUUAAAAUAUUCUCUUCUCUCUCCCAAUUCCUCGCCGAUUUUUAUCUCUACUGCCAUUUUCAGGACCAAAAUCGUCAGACCGCCCGAUUUCACUUUCCAAACGCUGCCGAUUAACUCGCCUUACUCUCACUCGCUUCCAAUCUGCUCUCAGGUACAACCACCAUUUUCUUCCUCUCUCUCUUCGAUCUCAUUUUUAGUACCCCAGAUAUCGAAUCACAUGGAUCCCUCUUCCAAUUUCUGUUUGUUUCGAAGAAAGAGAUUGUAGAUUUCAAUUUGUUAUCGGAGUUUUUGGAUGCGUUUGAGAGUUCUUCAGAAGAAAAGCAGAAAGUUAUAUAUAUAUCUUAUCGAGUUUCGUGAAGAAUAGAAUAACGGCGUAGUAGUAGCUCUUUAUUUUUAUUUUUUUCCCUCUUCCGCCGAUUAAUUUUAUUUAGUUAAAUUAUUUAUUAAUUCGUCUGUUCCUUGUUUAUACUUCGUAGCUGCAAUGAAUUUGUUUCGAUUUUUUUUUCAUCAAUAAUUGAUAAUUUGAAAAUUCUCUUCACCGUAUGAAAUCGCGGCUGGAUCCAAAAACUUAGCAGAGUUAAGCAAUAUAUUAAAGGUUAGAUUUCAAUAGUAGAGAAUGUUGAAAUGUCCAGCUGUAGCUGAGUGAUGAAUUUCGUAUCAUAUAUUCAUAUGUUUUUAUUGGCUGCUGUCUUUAUAGUUCAUACUACGAUUCUGACAGAAUUUUUGUGCAUUGAAUAUACUACUUUAUGCACAUCCUGGAUUUUUUCUCUUAAUUCUUGUUGGUACAUUAUUAGGCGAUAAGUGUGGAGAACUUUGUAGAGUAAUUUGUGACUGAUGAAGGCAUAAAGAUGGUGAUUUGUUUUCUUCUUAAGUUAAAUUUCGUAGGAAUAUGUUGUUUGUGUGCCUCGUGAUCAUCGGAUUAUGGUUUCUGUAUGUAUUUAAAUGCUCUUGGAAACUAGAACCAUUCUAACUUUGUUCUAAACAUACAGCCAAUCUGCACAGAUCGGCAGAAAGAAAUUUUACCAUCCAGAGAUUAAUCUUAUGAUCAAGGAAAAAUUUCAUUGGUGAUAGGUUCCCAGACGAGUACAACUGAUGUUAUUGGCAUUAGAAGGGGGAGGGUUCUUUUCUUCUUCAGCUUCUGGUUAUAGCAGUAGCUUGUCUCUUCUUCUUUUGGGUCAGAAGAGCGAAGAUAAAUCCAUGAGAGUGUUGCCAUUGUUGGUGGACCGAGACCCUGACGUUAACAUUCAGCUGGCUUCGACAAAGACGUGGAUUUCCUGGAGGUGCGCCUCCCCCUCCUUUCGUCGCUGCUUCCGUCAUAAUCCUGCAGGGCCAACAACUCCGCCUCCUUUGAAGAAACCGGCCACUACACAGCGCCAAGACAGUUUAAGAACAUCUCCUAUUUCUGACAAUGGAAAGAAUCAUGUUCCUAGUUCAGAUGAGGAUAAUCUUGCAAGAAAAAUGGUGCUUAAAAGUAGCUUGAAAAAAACAUCAGAUGCUAAUAUAGAUUCUGUUCGUAAUGCUGAUGGAAAUGAAGCAACAGGAGGAAAGGGUAGUUGCGAUUCUAGUCAUGUAGAAAGAAGGAAAGUACAGUGGACAGAUACUUGUGGAAGUCAGCUUGCUGAAGUCAAAGAAUUUGAACCAAGUGAAAUAAAUGCAUCUGAUGAUGAAAACGAUAUGGGGAAACGAAGGUGUUUAUGCAGUAUCAUGUAAUUCAUUCAAAACCCAUUUUUACAAUUGGUGACGUUUGCUCAAGAUCCUCAAAGAUCUGCUGACUUGAAUCAAAUCAAACUUGUUGGCUCGAGAAAUUUUCAUGACAGAGGGAAACUGUGUCAGAGAUUUUAGACAUGGAGGAACCAUCGGAAGAAGUUUGUUGGUUCCCAUGUUCUUCAUGGUGAUCAUUUAUUCGUGGUGGUAGUGCUGAUUUUUUCAGUAAGUUUUUCUUUUAUUUUUUUCUUUUCUUUUUGUAAUUUUCUAUUCACGUGGAUGAGCUUCAAUUUUUAGCACUUUUUCUUGCUUUUUUACUGUGUAUCGUCACUUAAUUUUUUCUUCUACUUUGUUACUAUACUCUGUUUCUUUCGUGGCUUUUUCUCUCUAUGUGAACAAUUUAUUUUUUGGUAUAUUUCGUUAUUGUUGAGUAUUUAGAAAGAAGCUUUUGAUUA